AUGCCUGCUGGAUCAGUUCUUGUCACCGGUGGAACGGGCUACAUUGGCUCUUUCACCACCCUCGCUCUCCUCGAGGCUGGCUACAAGGUUGUCGUCGCUGACAACCUCUACAACUCCUCUGCUGAGGCUCUCAAGCGCAUUGAGUUGAUCAGCGGCAAGAAGGCCGAGUUCGCUCAGCUCGAUGUCACCGACGAGGCUGGCUUUGACCGUGUCUUCGAGGCUCACCCCGACAUUGACAGCGUUAUCCACUUUGCUGCUCUGAAGGCCGUCGGUGAGUCCGGUGAGAAGCCUCUGGACUACUACCACGUCAACGUCUACGGCACCAUCUGCCUCCUGCGCUCCAUGGUCCGCCACAAUGUCACCAACAUCGUCUUCUCCAGCUCCGCCACCGUCUACGGUGAUGCCACUCGCUUCCCCAACAUGAUCCCCAUCCCUGAGGAGUGCCCUCUGGGUCCCACCAACCCCUACGGCAACACCAAGUUCGCCGUCGAGACUGCCAUCACCGAUGUCAUCAACGCUCAGCGCAACAACGCCAUCAAGGCCGGCAACGAGGCCGAGGCCCAGAAGUGGAACGGUGCCCUGCUCCGCUACUUCAACCCCGCCGGUGCUCACCCCUCUGGUAUCAUGGGUGAGGACCCCCAGGGUGUCCCCUACAACCUGCUUCCCCUCCUUGCCCAGGUGGCCACCGGCAAGCGCGAGAAGCUGCUCGUCUUCGGAGAUGACUACGCCUCCCACGACGGAACCGCCAUCCGCGACUACAUCCACAUCCUCGACCUGGCGGAUGGUCACUUGAAGGCCCUGAACUACCUCCGCGCCAACAACCCCGGAGUCCGUGCCUGGAACUUGGGUACCGGCAAGGGCAGCACUGUCUACGAGAUGAUCCGUGCCUUCUCGGCGGCCGUGGGCCGUGACCUCCCCUACGAGGUUGCUCCCCGCCGUGCUGGUGACGUCCUCAACCUGACCUCCAACCCCACGCGCGCCAACAACGAGCUGGGCUGGAAGGCCGAGCGCACCCUCGAGCAGGCCUGUGAGGACCUCUGGCUGUGGACCCGCAACAACCCCCAGGGUUACCGCCAACAGCCCCCGGCCGAGCUGCUGGAGAAGCUGCAGAAAUAA
Molecule: messenger RNA, 1116 nt
Organism: Aspergillus niger
Lineage: Eukaryota; Fungi; Ascomycota; Eurotiomycetes; Eurotiales; Aspergillaceae
Exons: 4
Coding region: 1-1116 (371 amino acids)
Biological process (GO): beta-D-galactose catabolic process via UDP-galactose, Leloir pathway
Cellular component (GO): cytosol
Molecular function (GO): UDP-glucose 4-epimerase activity
Source: RefSeq, a predicted model, not a curated record